GACGCGAGAGAAAUGGAGAGAGGAGAUGGAAGAGGAGAAAGCGCAGAUCUGGGCGGAAGCAGGGGAAAAGUGUUCCACGAAGCGGUAGGGUCUUUCUGCCACGCCUUUUCCUCGCUGACCCGGGUCCCCGCUCCCGUCCGAGUGCCAGCUGGCGGGACGAGCGCUGGAAGCCCUUCUGCGCCUGUUGCGGGGAUCCCGGAGCUGGGCGCAGGGCGCGAGGCGUGGGGCCGCUCCCGCGCCGGCACAUGGCUGCAGCCGCCCCGCGCGCACCCCGAGGCGCCGCGCCUAGCUCGCCCGAAGUCCGUCGGCUGAGCCCGCCCGCCCCGGAGCCAAGCAGCGGCUGAGCGGGGAGGAGCCCGCGCCCGGGGAUCGGGAUGAUCCUCCUCGUCCUGCUCGGGCUAGUUUCCUACUGUGUUGGAACCUUGGGGACUCACACUGAGAUCAAGAGAGUGGCAGAGGAAAAGGUCACUUUGCCCUGUCACCAUCAACUGGGGCUCCCAGAAAAAGACACCCUGGAUAUUGAAUGGCUGCUCACCGAUCAUGAAGGGAACCAAAAAGUGGUGAUCACUUACUCCAGUCGUCAUGUUUACAAUAACUUGACUGAGGAACAGAAGGGCCGAGUGGCCUUUGCUUCCAAUUUCCUGGCAGGAGAUGCUUCCCUGCAGAUUGAGCCUCUGAAGCCCAGCGAUGAGGGCCGGUACACCUGCAAGGUGAAGAAUUCAGGGCGCUAUGUGUGGAGCCACGUCAUCUUAAAAGUCUUAGUGAGACCAUCAAAGCCCAAGUGUGAAUUGGAAGGAGAGCUGACAGAAGGAAGUGACCUGACUUUACAGUGUGAGUCAUCCUCUGGCACACAGCCCAUUGUGUAUUACUGGCAGCGAAUCCGGGAGAAGGAAGGAGAGGAUGAACGUUUGCCUCCCAAAUCUAGGAUUGACUACAGCCACCCUGGACGCGUCCUGCUGCAGAAUCUUACCAUGUCCUCCUCUGGGCUCUACCAGUGCACAGCGGGCAAUGAGGCCGGGAAGGAGAGCUGUGUGGUGCGAGUGACUGUUCAGUAUGUACAAAGCAUCGGCAUGAUUGCAGGAGCGGUGACAGGUAUGGUGGCUGGAGCCCUGCUGAUUUUCCUCUUGGUGUGGCUGCUAAUCCGGCGGAAAGACAAAGAGAGAUAUGAGGAAGAGAGACCGAAUGAAAUCCGAGAAGAUGCCGAAGCCCCGAAAGCCCGCCUUGUGAAACCCAGCUCCUCCUCCUCGGGCUCUCGGAGCUCACGCUCGGGUUCCUCCUCCACGCGCUCCACGGCAAACAGCGGCUCCCGCAGCCAGCGGACACCGUCCACGGAAGCGGCGCCCCGGCCAGGGCUGGCUACCCACACCUACGGUCCCGUGGGGCCGGAGGCAAGAGGUUCUGAACCAAAGAAAGUCCACCACGCUACCCUGACCAAAGCAGAGAGCACUCCUGGCACGAUCCCCAGCCAGAGCAGAGCCUUCCAAACUGUCUGAGUUCGAGCGGACUUGACUCCCAUCCUUUCCCAGGAGUCAGGACUCUUCUCGUCAUUGACGCCCAGUCACCAGCCACACAACCGCCUCGGACCAAAUGAGAGGUCAUUUAAGUAGCAGUGACCAUUGCAUGGGAGAGAUUCAAAUGAACACUUUCCUCAUAUGACACCAAACAGGAAAAGGAUGUAAGCUGAUGGUCUCCAAAAAGGCAUCUCACUGUGCUUUUAGACCAGAGCGGGGGCCAAAUCUGUGCAUUUGGGGACCAGGACCUGUGGUGAGAAAGGCUGGGGAGAGGGGAAGUGAACACACUUAGAAUUCCUCACUUGGGCUGUUUUGUGUCAACACUUUGACUCACCACUGUUAAGAAAUGAGGUGUUGUUCAUACGUUUUCUAUGCAUUUCUGCAAACCUACUGGAUUGCUAUGAUUAUUCAGAGUCAAGCAGAACCCACAGCCUUAUAUCACACCUAUCUGCACCAUGAAAAACUCCAAAAAAGGAAACAUGUCUCUUCCACCCUGACCUGACUUCAUUUACCAGAAAGUUUGGAUAUUAAUUUCAAGAGCAGUUGAGAAAUAGUGGGAGAUGGAGAAUGAGAUUUUCCCACUCUGAUCUUGAUGUUCAGAUGGCCACUGACAAAUAUCAGAAAUAAAAUGCUGGAAUAAUUGUGGAUUUUCCCUCAAAUUGGAUGUCUCUAAGGACUUCCCUGCUGGGUAUCUCUGGAGCAAGAAAACAAUCAUUAGGUGUCAUUUAACAAUCUCCUUAGAAGUCUUCUAGAGAAAAAGAUAUUUUCAGAAUGCUGGAAGAUCAUCCAAUAACAGUCUCUUCUUUCAGUGAACAUAUGAAAUCAGGAUUUCAAGACUGACUAGACUAAAAAGUGAGAUUAGAUCAGCUUUCUCUUAAUAUGUCAAGGAGUGGCAUCAGGAGUUCAGCAUUGCACCAAACUUGAAGCUUCCUCCAUUUCUUUCAUUUUGGAGAAAGAUGUGAACCUAGGACUUUUGUUGAUUCUAGGCCUUAAAUUAUCAAAAAGUUCAGGGAUUGACAACCUUUCCUGAUGGCAGUGCAUGGACAUCAUACCAUUCCCUCCUGAGAGGUUGAGGUUGAGACAGAGAGAAGUUCAGUAUUUUCCCAGUUUAGCCUCUCAGGAAGCCUAGCUCUGGGCUGGAAGGAUAGGAAAUUAACAUUUAGGGAAGAGAUGGUGAGGAUAACUAGUGGGUGGCAGGAGGGAUCUAGGUUAGUGCCUGUUAAAUACUGUUGGCAUCUUGGAAAGAAUUAGCAGAAAUGAUUUACCAGGAUAGCUCUCAGAAGAGAGGACUCAUGGGAGAAGAAAGGUGUCUGAGAAAUAAAAAGAAAGCAGCCUCCAAUACAACAACUUGCCUUUUAAAUAGUUUUGACGACUCUGUUAGUCAAAUUCAUCCUAUGGCAAGAACGCUAAACCUGAAAUAGCCCUUCAAAGACUCUAAAGCAAGUGUCAACAGAUCACCAGUGGUAGGGCAAAAUAUUUCUUAUUAUUAAAAGGACACGGAAUUCCCUGGCAGGCCAGUGGUUAGGACUCUGCACUUUCACUGCCGAGGGCGAGGGUUCAAGCCCUGGUCAGGGAACUAAGGCCCUGCAAAAGUAAAAAUAAAUAAAUAGAUAAAUAAAAAUAAAAUAAAGUCUUAAAAAAAAAAGGCAGCAGGCUGUAGGAAAGAAAAAGUAGUGCUGAACGUGGUGAUGAAAGCCCUGUUCCUAAAAUGGGAAUCAGGUGCUUAAAGGGAAAAAGUUGAUCUGGGAUUUUGUCCUAUUUCUGAUUUUCAUUUUUACAUCUAAUUCUCACAUAGUACAAAUGCAUUUCCUUCCAAAGUCCUUUAAGAAACAGGGUUUUAUCCUUGAGUGAAAGUUUCAUCUUGAGUUUUGUCUUCCUCUAAAAAAAAAUUGGGGGUAAUUCCCUGGCCGUCCAGUGGUGAGGGCAUCACGCUUUCACUGCUGAGGGCAUGCGUUCAACCUCUGGUCAAGAAACUAAGAUCCCGCAAGCCACGAGGCAUGGCCCUGGGCGCCCCCCACAAAAAAAAAAAAAAAAGUUGGGACAUAAGAGACAUUGAGGAAGUAAUGUAAAGAAUGCCUGCUAUUAGUUUAAGAGGGCUAGCACAUUUGGAAUGCUUUUUAUACUGACACUGCCUCAUUGUAAGACAUAAACUCCUUACUCCACUUCCUUAUUCUUCGGGUAGUGUGGUGUCCAGGCAACAUAACACAUCUGCUCUGUAAUUCUGAGAAUUCUCAUUCCUAAAGUACCUGAGCCAAAUGAGUACGCUAUGGCAGCUGCAGGUCUACCAUCACUAGAAAUUUGCUCUUAUCAUUAUUUAUGACCUUUGAACCUAAGGUUUCCUGCCUAUGCCUCUGCAAACAGGAAUCAGUCCCCUUUGCGUGAAAAGGUUUAGAUUAUUUAAACAGGUUAGUUAUUAGAAGACUAAAAUACCAGUUGAAUAUCCAUAUUAUUUUGGAAAUCCAUUCAUACUGGAUAUCUACAAAAAAUGUCACAAAACAAAUUAUUACCUGAAAUCUGAGAAAUUCUAGGAAUGGAAGAUUCUGAGAGAUAAGGUGCUGAAGUCUUAGUAGUGAUAGUGUGCUUCUCUUUCAGUCAGGCUUUUGGGUUCAGAUACGACAGGCUCUGGGUUUAAGAUAAAAGUUUGAGCCACUACUGGUUUCAAACCAUAUUCCAUUCAUCUUGCAAGUCAAACACAUUUGAUUCUUUAAUAUAAAACAAAAAAGGAUAAAAUAGACGGUAGAAGAAAAAGUGCUUGUAGGAAGAAGAUACAGAUGGAAUGCUGUGGAUGUUUAGAAAAUAACCAUUUCAAUAAAACGCAUACACUAAACUUAGAA
Molecule: messenger RNA, 4345 nt
Organism: Mesoplodon densirostris (Blainville's beaked whale)
Lineage: Eukaryota; Metazoa; Chordata; Mammalia; Artiodactyla; Ziphiidae
Gene: CLMP
Product: CXADR like membrane protein
Exons: 8
Coding region: 375-1493 (372 amino acids)
Cellular component (GO): cell surface; cytoplasmic microtubule; membrane
Source: RefSeq, a predicted model, not a curated record